This is a messenger RNA of Girardinichthys multiradiatus, 1968 nucleotides long. RefSeq lists its product as uncharacterized. Lineage: Eukaryota; Metazoa; Chordata; Actinopteri; Cyprinodontiformes; Goodeidae. The coding region runs from base 37 to 1569 and encodes 510 amino acids. The transcript is spliced from 6 exons. The record is from RefSeq and is a predicted model, not a curated record.
GUCUUUGCUUGGUUAUUGUGUGAGGAAGAAGUUCGCAUGAAGCGUCUUUGUUUUCCUUUGAGAGGAGACCACAACCUGCUGACCCCCGAAACACAUUCAUUGUCGGGGGUAAGUCUCAGAGAACAAGUGACGUCUGAGGGCAGGGCCUCGCUGUCAGGACACUUGAAUGAAUUGUCCACCAGAUGGCAGUCAUCAGCAUCUCCAACUCGCCGUCUACGGUUUGAGGAUGAGACAGAAACAGAGGCGGAGUCUCGUUACCUGGAGCGACAUCAUCAAAGAAAAGGGGUUGGGCCGCCAGGGACUGGUGUCCUAGUGUCCAAACUGGACCUAAACCAGUGCAUUAACAUCCCAUUAGGGCACAGGGGGGAUCAGCAGCAGAGAGGCAGAACAUUGAUGAGGGCGGCGCAUCCCAUUGAAUCAGGAAGGGUAAUGUUUGGAGGCAGAGCCCAGCUGGACCUGCGCCUCCCCCAGCAUGCAAAUGUAAAUGAGGUUAUGGGGAGUGGCCUUUACAAGCCCUGUCUCCACGUGCGGACAGAGUUGCUUAAAGAAUCCUACAUUGGCUGUACCACACCUGCUGACUCAAGUGAAGGAGAGGGUUGGGAUGUAAGCAAGCAAGGGAGAUCCAAUAUGACAGGAAUAAAUGGAAACCAGCUUACCACUUCACAAGCCCCACCCACUCCCAAAAUACCUAUUAACCCUUACCCCACUUACCCAUUGGGGUCAUUCCCUCAGCCAUCUACUACCCAGCAGCAUACCCAUAAAUGUCCCUGUUCUGAAACCCCCCUCACUGUGACAUCACUGAUGAUGUCAGAGAAUGGACAGCUUAACAACACUAUGACUGGAAAGGAUGUAAACCAGAACCAGGAAGAGCAGCAGAACCCCUCAGUCACUGAGCAUUAUCGAGAACCUCAAUCUAGGUCAGAACUAUGGAAGAGGAGGCCCUGCUCUUCCUCAGCGGAGGACAAAGCCUUGUCCACAUCAGGCAGCUCUGAUGGACACCUCAGACAUCCAGUCAGAGAGGAGCUCCACAGUGCUGCUUCACUUCCUGAAAGGUUCAGUAGAGAUGGACCCUCUCGUCUGUCCCUGCGUCGCCUUUUCUCCUCUGUCAAACUGAAAACGACUCGUACUGGCAGCCUCAACCGGCUAGCAACAAAGCCUCAUCUCCCUGUUCCUGACCAUGCUCACAAUGAUGGGAGGACCUCCUGCAGCCUGUUAAAAAAAUCUCCAUCUGCUCAAUCUCUCUGUGUGGGGGUGAUAGAGUUGCAGAUGAAGAAGUCAUCAUUGGUGCAGAAUUUUGGUUCUGAGAAGAAGAGCAAGAGCUGCUGUGCAGACAACAGACCUGCUGAUGAGCAGUUCCUUCCUCAGUGUCUGAGCAAAGAGGACAUAAGCCAGCCCUGCUCAGUGAGAGCUGUCGGUCAGGUUGUUCAGGUCUGUUCUGAUGGAACCGUUCUGUUGGAACUCAGCCGACCAUCAGAUCAGAGGUUUGGAUUCAGCAUUAGCCGGAAAAAAGGUCGAACAGACUCUGGUAAAGAGCCACAGGACACAGUAAAAGUAUUCACACACCUAUAACUUUUUCCCAUUUUGUUCCAUUCAAACUUCAACCUUCAACAAAUGUUAGGAUUUUAGGUGACAGACCAAGACAAAGUCGUGCAUCGUUGUGAAGUGGAAGGAAAAUGGUUUAUUUUCUAUAUUCUUUAUAUAGAAAAGGUCUGAAAGGUGUGGCAUGCAUUCGUCUUCUGCCCCUUACUCUGAAACCCCUAAAUUAAACGCAGUGCCUUCAGACAGCCCCAUGUACUAAACAGAUUCCAGUGUAUAAUGUGUGUUAUUUAGAGUCUGCAGCAAAGCGCAAAUUCACAACACAUGUCGUCUCAAGGCUCUUCACAACAGUCAAGUUCAUACAUUCCAAUUAAUCCUAACAAUUGAACAGUUCAGUCAGAUUCAGUUAUUUAUUCAAAUUGGAUAAAAAGU